GUCAGUGAGCGGGAGCCGCUGAGGAGGCCUGAGGGGCCGCGCCGGGCUGUCCCGGGCGAGCUGCAGAAUCGGACCGGGCUGGACCGGCCUGGGCCGAGCCGAGCCGAGCCGAGCCGUGUCGUGUCGUGUCGUGUCGUGCCGUGCCGGAGCGUGUCUCUCUGAAGCUGGGAAAUGGCAGUGAUGGGAAUUGCAUGCCAAGGAGCUCCUGAUCCAGCCAGCAAGCACAAAAAGGAGCUCACGGCUGCCGAGGGGCUGAAGGAGACAGUGAGUGAAAAGCAGAGCAGUGUUUGCAAAGUAGAAGAUUCAAAGAAGGUCAUCUUUCACAGUCAGUGGAAAAUCCUGAAUGAUGUAAUCACCAAAGGAACAGCAAAAGAAGAAACAGAAGGAGGCUGUGCAUCAAUUUCUAUUAUUGCCCAAGCAGAAUGUGAAAACAGUCAGGAGUUCAGCCCCACUUUAUCAGAGAGAUCCUUUAUUGCCCACAGUAAACGUUACAGCAGCCGCUCGGACAGUCUCGAUCACAUCCCCAACAAUGUGGCCCACGCCACGGAGGGCAGGAUGGCACCCACCUGGAGAGGGAGGCACCGGGGCAGGGCCAAGAAGAAAAGGCACAAGAAAAGAUCCAAGCUGAAAGGACAACCUGUGGCUGCUGGCAGGAGAAGUCCAAGAACUCCAGAACAGGAGAGCUGCACCCCAAUUCCUGUCCAGGAGGAUGAAUCCCACCAAAGUACUCUUUACAGAAACAGUUUCUGGGUUCCUGAAUUUAACAAGGACUUGUGCUAUGAUCCGCUGUCUUUUGAGAAGCCUGCCCAUGCCCCUUUGUCCAUGGGCAAACUCCAUUCCCCAAGGAGCCAAUACAAAACUGAACUGCACAAGCUGAUCAGCCCUAUUCAGUGCCUUAAUCAUGUUUGGAAACAGAGGGACACUGUUCCCCAGCCUGAGACUCUCCAUCCUUUUCCCUACAACAUCCUUCCCCCCCAUUUCCCACGUGUGGACAAUCCUCUCCAUGCCAUGAAGCACAAUGCUCUGGACACAUACUUCCAUGGUGACCUCAACUAUCAAGACAGUAGUUUAUCUGGCUUAAACUUAGAAUAUAAUUUCACCAAGUGCAUCAACCAGUCCGUGCAAACCAGUUCAGAUAAGCUUUCUGUGGAAGAAUAUUUGGUAGAUGCCUUGAAAGGGAGCGUGAGUUUUGGUGAACCGCAAAAUUUAGCCAGCCUGGCCAAGACGUGGAGAGGAGGAGGAGGGCUGGAGCCGAAGGAACAAUUCCGUGAAACGAGUGAAAAUGAAGGCGUGCUGCUGAACGAGAAGCUGAAGCCGGUGGAUUACGAGUACCGAGAAGAGGUUCACUGGACCAAGUGCCAUGGUUCCUUGGGCAUUGGCUCUUUUGGGGAAGUGUACAAGAUCGAGGACAAGCAGACAGGAUUUCAGUGUGCUGCCAAGAAGGUGCAGGUGGAACACUUCCGCGCCGAGGAGCUGACGACGUGCGCGGCCGUGACGAGCCCCAGCGUGGUGCCGCUCUACGGUGCCGUCAAGGAGGGUCCCUGGGUCACCAUCUUCAUGAAGCUGAUGGAGGGUGGUUCAUUAGGGCAGCUCAUUAAACAGAGUGGCUGCCUGCCAGAGGACAGAGCCCUCAGCUACCUGGGCCAGGUGUUGGAGGGUCUGGAGUAUCUUCAUGCUCAAAACAUUCUCCAUGGAGAUGUCAAAGCGGAGAACGUGCUGCUGUCGGACGAUGGGAGCAGGGCCCUCCUGUGUGACUUUGGCCACUCUGCUCACCUGCACCCUGACGGGCUGGGAAAGUGCUUGGUCACAGGGAACUACGUGCCUGGCACAGAGACCCACAUGGCCCCAGAGGUGGUGAUGGGGAAGCGCUGUGACUCCAAGGUGGACGUGUGGAGCAGCUGCUGUAUGAUGCUGCACAUGCUCAACGGCUGCCACCCCUGGACCCAGUACUACAACCACCCUCUCUGCCUGAAGAUCGCUAAAGAGCCGCCUCCUCUGAGGGAAAUUCCACCUUCCUGCAACCCUCUCACUGCUGAGAUUAUUAAGCUGGGGCUGGAGAAGGAGCCUCUGCACAGGGCAUCUGCGUCGGAGCUCAAAACUAAGACCAGUGUGGCACUGGAGGAAGUGGGAGGUGUGAAAAGCCCCUGGAAAGGUGAAUACAGAGAGCCCAGACAUUUCUCUUUGAAUAAAGAAAACAGUGCACAGACGUCCCUGUCCCCGCUGAGUCCAGUUUCUGAGACUGGUUCUGACCCAAAACUGUCGGUCAAAGUUUCCUGUGCCAGUCCUGUCCUACCACCUCCAUCUCUGGAGCAAACAGAGGAGGCUGAGGGAACCCACUGGAAUGAGGGCAAGGAGAUACCUGAGCCCUGUGAUCCCCCACCUCUCUCCUCUACUCCUCUGCCCCUGAAGAGCUGCAGCCACGUGGAAAGAGCCACAACCAUUUCAGAGCAAGAACUUCAGCAGCUGGAAAUUGAACUGUUUCUGAACAGCCUUUCCCAGCCUUACUCUCUGGAAGAACAAGAGCAAAUGCUUUCGUGCCUCAGCAUCGACAGCCCCUUUGUGUCAGAUGCCAGUGAGAGGAACUCCAUGAAGGCCUCUCACAGCUUGAGGGACACCAUGAGCUCUGGGAUCCAUUCCUGGAACAGCCAGGCAGACGGGCAGAGCUGCAGCUGGAACAACCUGCUGAGCCGCAGCCGGCACACGGACACCCCCAGCUGCUUCAACGGAGUGAAAAUCCAGAUCCAGUUGCUGAGUGGAGAAAAUUUGCACAUCAGGGACUUCCACAGGACAAAGGUGGGAGACAUUGCCACGGGGAUAAGCAGCCAGAUCCCCGUGCCCGCCUUCAGCCUGGUGACCAAGGAGGGGCAGCCCGUGCACUACGACAUGGAGGUGCCCGACUCUGGCAUCGAGCUGCAGUGCACCCUGGCCCCCGACUGCAGCGUCAGCUGGGCCUGGCGCGUCAAGCACGGCCAGCUGGAGAACAGGCCCUGAAGAAGCUCUGCCUG
Hirundo rustica (Barn swallow) is the source of this 3005-nucleotide messenger RNA. RefSeq names its product mitogen-activated protein kinase kinase kinase 14 (gene MAP3K14). The transcript has 16 exons. NCBI's taxonomy places the organism in Eukaryota, Metazoa, Chordata, Aves, Passeriformes, Hirundinidae. The coding region runs from base 172 to 2991 and encodes 939 amino acids. The record is from RefSeq and is a predicted model, not a curated record. Gene Ontology annotation, molecular function: ATP binding; protein serine/threonine kinase activity. Gene Ontology annotation, biological process: positive regulation of canonical NF-kappaB signal transduction; protein phosphorylation.